Molecule: messenger RNA, 2794 nt
Organism: Emys orbicularis (European pond turtle)
Lineage: Eukaryota; Metazoa; Chordata; Testudines; Emydidae
Gene: CARM1
Product: coactivator associated arginine methyltransferase 1
Exons: 16
Coding region: 1-1752 (583 amino acids)
Biological process (GO): peptidyl-arginine methylation
Molecular function (GO): protein-arginine N-methyltransferase activity
Source: RefSeq, a predicted model, not a curated record
AUGGCCGCGGCGGUGUCCGUGUUCCCCGGCGUGCGGCUCCUCACCAUCGGGGACGCCAACGGCGAGAUCCAGCGGCACCAGGAGCAGCAGGCGCUGCGGCUCGAGGCGCGCACGGGGCCCGACAGCGCCGGCCUGGCGCUCUACAGCCAUGAAGACGUGUGCGUAUUUAAGUGUUCUGUGUCCAGGGAGACGGAAUGCAGCCGAGUCGGCAAACAGUCCUUCAUCAUCACGCUGGGGUGUAAUAGUGUCCUUAUGCAGUUCGCAACGCCGACCGAUUUCUGUUCCUUUUAUAAUAUCCUGAAAAACUGCCGGGGUCACAACAUAGAGCGGUCAGUGUUCAGCGAGCGGACGGAGGAGUCUUCUGCAGUGCAGUACUUCCAGUUCUACGGCUACCUGUCCCAGCAACAGAACAUGAUGCAGGACUACGUCCGGACGGGCACGUACCAGCGGGCCAUCCUGCAGAACCACAGCGACUUCAAAGACAAGAUCGUUCUAGACGUCGGCUGCGGCUCCGGCAUCCUCUCGUUCUUCGCCGCACAGGCUGGGGCAAGAAAAAUCUAUGCAGUGGAAGCCAGCACAAUGGCCCAGCAUGCGGAGGUUUUAGUGAAAAGCAACAACCUCACGGACCGGAUCGUGGUCAUCCCCGGCAAGGUGGAGGAAAUCUCGCUUCCCGAACAGGUGGACAUAAUUAUCUCGGAGCCAAUGGGGUAUAUGCUCUUCAACGAACGCAUGCUGGAAAGCUAUCUGCAUGCCAAGAAGUACUUAAAGCCCAGUGGUAACAUGUUCCCCACGAUCGGCGACGUGCACCUGGCCCCGUUCACAGACGAGCAGCUCUACAUGGAGCAGUUUACAAAGGCCAAUUUCUGGUAUCAGCCGUCCUUUCACGGUGUGGACUUGUCAGCACUUAGAGGAGCCGCGGUAGAUGAGUAUUUUAGACAGCCUGUUGUGGACACCUUUGAUAUCCGGAUUUUAAUGGCGAAGUCUGUUAAAUAUACGGUCAACUUCUUAGAAGCCAAAGAAGGCGAUUUGCACAGGAUAGAAAUCCCCUUCAAGUUCCACAUGUUGCAUUCAGGUCUAGUCCACGGCUUGGCUUUCUGGUUUGAUGUAGCCUUCAUUGGUUCAAUGAUGACCGUGUGGCUCUCGACGGCCCCCACCGAGCCGCUGACCCACUGGUACCAGGUCCGGUGUCUGUUUCAGUCUCCGCUUUUCGCCAAAGCCGGGGACACGCUCUCAGGGACGUGCCUGCUCAUCGCCAACAAGAGACAAAGCUACGACAUCAGUAUUGUCGCCCAGGUGGAUCAGACGGGUUCCAAGUCCAGCAACCUCCUCGACUUGAAAAACCCCUUCUUCAGGUACACGGGCUCGACUCCUUCCCCCCCGCCGGGCUCCCACUACACGUCUCCGUCAGAGAACAUGUGGAACACGGGCGGCGCCUACAACAUGAGCACGGGGAUGGGCGUGGCCGGGAUGCCCACCGCCUACGACCUCAGCAGUGUUAUUACCGGCGGCUCCAACGUCGGCCACAACAACUUGAUUCCUCUAGCGGCCAGCGCGGGGAUUGUCAAUCACACGCACUCCAGGAUGGGCUCCAUCAUGAGCACCGGCAUCGUCCCAGGCUCCUCCGGCAGCCAGAGCGGAGGCGGUUCGAGCGCUCACUACCCAGUCAACAGCCAGUUCACCAUGGGGGGCCCUGCUAUCUCCAUGGCCUCCCCCAUGUCCAUCACCACCAACACAAUGCAUUACGGGAGCUAAAACAUCUUUGCCCCGUCUCUGAACUGACAGCGCCAGGAAACCAAAUGAAGACGCCCCCUCCCCCUCUCUCCCCGCGUGCCGGCUCGCUGGGGCCGUUUUUACCGGCCCACGAGCCCAACCCGCCCCUCGGCUCCUCUGCUCUUUGAUAUCGGACUUGGACAGUUUUUUAUGAAAUGUCGAACCUCAGAUUCUCCGCCCGUGUCGCGCCCCCAGUGCUAGCUGCCCCCUGCCACCUGAUCAUGUAGCAAGUCCUUUUAAUUCACCAUCUUCCAUAAUCGCCGGGGCUGGGCCGGUCAGCAGCCCCGGCUCCUGGCCGGGUGUUUUGCAGAGAUGGCCUUGUGCAGCCCCCCCGAUUCCUCCCUAGCCGCAGCUCUGGGGCUUUCAGGCCUGGUACCCUGGCCUUGCCUCACUCCCUGCUGGUGCGGGGCGGCUGGGCUGGGCAGUUGUCACCAGGCAGCCAGAGGCGAGGCUGGUGGAGGAGCCCACUGGAGCUCCUGCCCCCAGCAAACCUUGGGGGGAGGGUUUUUUAUCACCCCAGCCCUUGUCUCUGCUGAUGCCCGAGGCGGGGGCCUGGCUGCUCAUCAAGGCAGCUGUGACCAGCAGGCCUGGUACAUGCCUCGUGGGAAAUGCCGGGGUGGCAGGAGAGCGUUCAACACACCUUGAAUGUCCCCAAACCCGGGCUGCCGGAUCCCUAACUCCCUCGUGUCCCGGGGAGCGGCAAUGCCAGCAUCUGCUGCCAGCUCCACGGCCCCUCUGAGCAGCUGGCUGGAGCCCGCUGGGUCACCCUGCCCCCUCCCCUUGGCAGAGCAGAGUCAACCUUGCCCACGUCCCUGGCGCUAGCUGCCGGGGCCUGGAGCUGUGGUCUCUGUGGAAGCCCCUGUAGCCCCUCUAGGACAGUGCAGUCCGGUAGUGUAACCGCCACCCAGGUAGAGCGCGGAUUGGUUUUCGUUUUGUUUCCUUUCCAAGAGCCCCCGUGGUGAUUUUUCGAAAGGAUUUUGCAGGGACCCCUCUGGAGAAAAUGAAAUAAAGGAAUUAUGUGUUU